UGACCUCAAAAUUCAUUGCUUAAUCGCGCCAAACCUGUUCAUAAUUUGUUUGUUCCUUUAUUUCCCCCCUCCGUGACAAACCUUCACUUCUAAGGGCGUACUGAUCUUCUUUUUUCUUCAAAAUUUUUUAUUAAUUGCAUAAACCCGCUCUUAGCCAUUGGCCUUCCUCCUUUUAUUGAUCGCCUCGGCAGAUAUUGUUUGAAUUUUGGACUCAUCGAUGUCCAAUAUGACAAGAACCAUUCAACCUGUUAGACGAGGUCAAUUAAUGAUUUUGUCCCGGACAUACAGCUCCAUUAUACGUUCCUUCACUAAGUUGUGUUGAAUUAUAGUUCAAUCAGGGAUUGACAAUCGAACCCCUGAGCUUGGUAGCACAUCAACAACCCUUCCACCUUAAAGCUCCAUCUGUUAGAUGGAGGGCCACAAAUAUCUAAGGCGUAUUUACAGAACUCAUACAACAAAUGCAAGUGAAAGGAGUACAGGUUGAAGAGCUGUAUUCGUUGGAUCUUGAUUCUCUCAACAGUCUUUGGCCUGUAUAUGGGUUGAUUUUUCUUUUCAAAUGGCGUCCAGGGGAGAAGGAUGAACGUGUUGUAAUUAAAGAUCCGAACCCUAACUUGUUUUUUGCUAGCCAGGUAAUCAACAAUGCUUGUGCGACCCAAGCAAUAUUGUCUAUUCUCAUGAAUUCACCAUGCAUUGAAAUUGGGCCAGAGUUGACAAAAUUGAAAGAAUUUGCCAGAAACUUUCCUCCAGAACUCAAAGGUUUGGCAAUCAAUAAUAGUGAAGCUAUACGGACAGCCCAUAAUAGCUUUGCAAGGCCAGAACCUUUUGUACCUGAAGAGCAGAAGAUUGCUGGCAAAGAUGAUGACGUUUACCAUUUUAUAAGCUAUCUACCUGUUGAUGGGAUAUUGUAUGAACUAGAUGGAUUAAAGGAGGGUCCUAUUAGCCUUGGUCAAUGCUCUAGUGGGCAAGGAGAUGUGGAUUGGCUGAAGAUGGUGCAACCUGUGAUCCAGGAACGUAUUGAUAGAUAUGCCCAAAGUGAGAUAAGAUUCAAUCUCAUGGCAAUCAUCAAGAACAGGAAAGAAAUUUAUACAGCUGAGCUCAAGGAGCUCCAGAAGAGAAGGGAGCGUGUCUUGCAGCAGCUGGCUUUAUCAAAGUCAGAGAGACUGGUGGAUAAUAGCCAUAUUGAGGCGCUGAACAGCACUCUCUCUGAAGUGAAUGCUGGUAUCGAAGCUGCUACUGAAAAGAUCUUGAUGGAGGAAGAAAAAUUCAAAAAAUGGAGAACAGAAAAUAUCCGUAGGAAACACAAUUACAUACCCUUUCUUUUUAACUUUCUGAAAAUCCUUGCUGAGAAAAAACAGUUGAAGCCCCUCAUUGAGAAGGCCAGGCAGAAAAGAAGCAGCCCUUAGCGAAGAACGAUUGGGAGCUGCUCUUUUUGGGACGACUGUAUGUGCCAUCUUGCAGUUGGUUAUCACUGUAUUAGCUGCCUUCUCAGUAAUGCAAUUUAAACGAGCACCACCGAUUCUUUCCUGCCUUGCUAUUGUUUGACAAUCUCGAGGACUUAAUUUGUAAUUUUUGUCAUUGACAUCGGAUAUUGCCAUCUUUUCGCACCUGAUCUUUAUCAAUGAUCUGUUCAUGCUGCCUUCUAACAUUUGGUCA
Messenger RNA from Prosopis cineraria, 1653 nucleotides. Its product is annotated as ubiquitin carboxyl-terminal hydrolase 2-like. Gene Ontology annotation, cellular component: cytoplasm. NCBI's taxonomy places the organism in Eukaryota, Viridiplantae, Streptophyta, Magnoliopsida, Fabales, Fabaceae. The coding region runs from base 459 to 1403 and encodes 314 amino acids. The record is from RefSeq and is a predicted model, not a curated record. Gene Ontology annotation, molecular function: cysteine-type deubiquitinase activity. The transcript is spliced from 5 exons. Gene Ontology annotation, biological process: protein deubiquitination; ubiquitin-dependent protein catabolic process.